Molecule: messenger RNA, 2753 nt
Organism: Pteropus alecto (black flying fox)
Lineage: Eukaryota; Metazoa; Chordata; Mammalia; Chiroptera; Pteropodidae
Gene: GAS2L2
Product: growth arrest specific 2 like 2
Exons: 6
Coding region: 114-2753 (879 amino acids)
Biological process (GO): actin crosslink formation; protein localization to microtubule plus-end; regulation of microtubule polymerization or depolymerization
Cellular component (GO): stress fiber; microtubule plus-end; cytoplasm
Molecular function (GO): actin filament binding; cytoskeletal adaptor activity; microtubule binding
Source: RefSeq, a predicted model, not a curated record
CAGUCCUAGGCUCUCAGAGGAUAGACGGGAAACCCAGAGUCAGGGAGAACCAGCCAAGACGCAGCAGCAGGAGAGAACAGGUGCCCACCUCCUUCCUUAUUGAAAGUUGAGCCAUGUCCCAAUCUGGGGGACGUGGGAGGAGGCCUGAGAAUCUGGGGCCUUCGUUGCGCAGCAUCCGGCCCUUUAAGUCCAGCGAACAGUACCUGGAAGCCAUGAAGGAGGACCUGGCUGAGUGGCUUCGGGAUCUCUAUGGGCUGGACAUCAACGCGGCCAACUUCCUGCAGGGACUGGAGACGGGCCUGGUGCUGUGCCGGCAUGCCAACACCAUCACCGAGGCCGCCCUGGCUUUCCUGGCUGAGGCACCUGCCAGAGCCGAAAGGAUUCCCAUGCCUCGGGCUGGGGUUUCCUGCAACGGGGCCGCCCAGCCGGGCACCUUCCAGGCCCGGGACAAUGUCUCCAACUUCAUCCAGUGGUGUCGCAAGGAGAUGGGCAUCCAAGAGGUGCUGAUGUUUGAGACCGAGGACUUGGUGCUGCGCAAGAACGUGAAGAACGUGGUGCUGUGCUUGCUGGAGGUGGGCCGCCGAGCCUGGCGCUUCGGAGUUGCGGCGCCCACCCUGGUGCAGCUGGAGGAGGAAAUCGACGAGGAGUUGCGGCAGGAACUGGCCCUGCCCCCGCCCGACCCACCGCCACCUGCGCCCCCCGUGCGCCGGCCCUGCCACUUCCGCAACCUGGACCAGAUGGUUCAGAGUCUCGUGAGCCACUGCACGUGCCCAGUUCAGUUCUCCAUGGUCAAGGUGUCUGAGGGGAAGUACCGUGUAGGGGACUCCAACACCCUCAUCUUUAUCCGGGUCCUCCGGAACCAUGUGAUGGUGCGUGUGGGGGGUGGCUGGGACACACUUGGCCAUUAUCUGGACAAACACGAUCCAUGCCGGUGCACAUCCCUCUCACACAAGGUAGGCAGCUCCCUGAAGACCCCAGUUCCACCGGUGCAGCAUGAAGUGAGGGUGCAGGAUGAGCCCUCGCAGCUACAGCCUACGAUGACCAUCAGCCGCUCCCAGAGCCCACUGUCCCCUGUGGACUGGAAGACAUAUACCUCUUCAGGCAGAAAGCUGAAGCCCCCCACCUCCUCCUCCUCCAGACCCUGCAGUGAAUUGGGAGCAGGGGCAGGGGUGCUCAGAGAGACAGCAACAUUCCUGAGGUGCCAGGAGAAGCCACUCACCCCAUCUCAGAGGCAGCUGCCAGCUGGGGACAGCCCACCCGGUCCACAAUCUUUACCUAUAUAUAGAGGCCAAGACCCACAGUGCAUGUCCUCAGGGAAGAGAGAGGACAGACACCCCCCUGAACUUCCCAGGGGAAGGAUUCCUACACCUUGGCUUCAUGAGGAGACAGACCGCCAGGGAACCCAUGCCAGGGCCCCCACUCCUCAGAGACUCCGAGCUCCUGAGGCCACUGCCAAAGGGACACCAGCAAGAGGACCAUCUCCCCUGCCUCACUACUCCAGCUUAGCCAAGCCCAUGGGCUCCAGGCAGCCACCCCGGGGCGAAGCUGAGGGCACUUCCUCCCAGUUCAGGGAGCCAGCAUCUGUUCGUUCUCCAUCCCCUGUGAAAGGACUCACCAAAAUCCCUGUCUGGAGGUCCCCUGCCCAACCCCCAACUCCAGGAAGAAGUUUUCCACGUACUGCAAGUGGAGGUCCCACAACAGAACAGGGAAGAAGCUCCACCCCACUAAGGGCCAUCACUGGGACCCUGGCUGGGUCUAGACUUGAGAACUGCUCUGUGGGAGGGAGGCAAGGAGACCAGAAGCUAGAUAUCUGGGUGACAGCAGAGGCUGGAGAGUCCCUGGGCCCGGGCCCACAAGACCAGGAGGAAAGGUACAUUCCCCUACCCCUGGAAGGGACCAAGGAGCAAUCCUACCAUAGCCUUGAGGAGGAGCUUUUGGCCAAUGUGAAGCUGCUAAAGGUGGGGGCUGCUCAUUCCCAGAGCCCAAGGUCUGGAGUCAUCCCUCGUAGUGGAGUCUAUGUCCCCAGCCUGGGUGGGCAGUGGCCUGAGCCUGGGGGUCUUUAUGACAAAGUCAUCCAAGAACUGGUUCAGGGCCCGCCACCCCUCAUUAAAGUGGACCUGGGAGCCUGGAAGGCAGCCUCUACAGGCUCCCCUAAGCUGGCUGUUCCUGAAGGCCCAGGAAGCCCAAAAGAGAAACUGGGAGCCAGAGAGAGUGGGCCAUGGACAAAGGCAAGCCUGAGUUCCAAGGGCACCAGGAUAAGGAGGGUCCCAGCUCAAGGAGGGCAGGACUGCUCAGCCUCUACUGUGUCUGCCAGCCUGGAGGACUCCACACCAUCGGCCUUCAACCCCAAUUUUGACAAAGCCAAGGCAUGUCUGGGCAAGGGCAAGAGAACACUCCGGAAGCCCCAGAGAGUACCAUCGAUCUACAAGCUGAAGCUGAGACCCAGAAUUCGGCCCCGGAGAGACCAUAGGCCCGAGAAACAGCCUUCAAGAAUCCCUAAGCCCCUGGCCUACCUCUGCCUGGGUCCAGCCAGGGUGCCCACUAGGGGUAGGCUGGCGAGAGCAACAGUGCUGGGUAGCAAGGGAGGGGAGGCAGCCCAGGUGGACAGAGCCUGGGCAGGGGAGGAGGAGGAAGGAAAGGAGAGGAAAGAGCCAGCGGCCCCUCUAGAGAGCAGCCCUCAGCUUUCAGAGGGCCUGGGGCUUCAGCAGCUUGGUCAAGUUCCACCCUCACCUGAGGAAGAGUCCUGGGUCUGA